Danaus chrysippus (African queen) is the source of this 927-nucleotide messenger RNA. NCBI's taxonomy places the organism in Eukaryota, Metazoa, Arthropoda, Insecta, Lepidoptera, Nymphalidae. The record is from the annotation of a GenBank genome assembly.
AUGGGUAAACCAGCCCACGUGGUGGAGGUGGCAGAGGUGGUGGACCUCGUGGUGGUCGGGGCGGAGGCCGAGGGGGCUUCGGAGGAAGAGGAGGCGGCGGCGGAGGAGGAGGAGGAGGAGGGAGGUUUGAGAAGAGAGGAGGAGGAGGGAGAGGCUUUGGAGGAAGGGGAGGAGGUCGAGGUCGGGGCGGAGGCCGAGGGGGCGGCGGCGGGGGCUUCAAGGGCGGCAAACAAGUUAUUAUUGAACCACACAGGAGUAUUUAUUGCAAGAGGUAAAGAAGAUGCUCUCGUUACAAAGAAUCUUGUGCCAGGAUCCGAAGUUUAUGGAGAAAAGAGGAUUUCUGUUGAAAACGAAGGAGAAAAAGUUGAAUACAGAGUGUGGAAUCCAUUCCGUUCUAAGUUAGCAGCAGCGAUCAUGGGUGGUGUCGAUGCUAUUCACAUGCCGCCCGGCUCGAGAGUGUUGUACUUGGGAGCGGCCAGCGGGACUACUGUCAGUCAUGUGUCGGAUGUUGUGGGACCUGAAGGUCUAGUGUAUGCAGUAGAAUUCUCACACAGAUCAGGGAGAGAUUUAAUAAACGUAGCUAAGAAGAGGACCAAUAUUAUACCCAUCAUAGAAGAUGCUAGACAUCCACUGAAAUACAGAAUGUUAGUAGGUAUGGUCGACACAAUAUUCGCGGACGUCGCACAGCCAGACCAAGCCAGAAUAGUUAGUUUAAACGCACAACACUUCCUCAAGAAUGGAGGACAUUUUGUUAUAUCUAUAAAGGCUUCAUGUAUUGAUUCAACGGCUCAACCCGAGGCAGUGUUUGCAGCCGAGGUUAAGAAAUUACAAGCGGACAAACUGAAGCCCCAAGAACAAUUGACGUUGGAGCCCUACGAAAGGGACCAUGCAGUUGUUGUAGGAGUGUUUAGGCCGCCCAAGAAAUAA